Messenger RNA from Xiphophorus maculatus (southern platyfish), 2973 nucleotides. It is a transcript of the gene lratd2a, whose product is annotated as protein FAM84B-like. NCBI's taxonomy places the organism in Eukaryota, Metazoa, Chordata, Actinopteri, Cyprinodontiformes, Poeciliidae. The record is from RefSeq and is a predicted model, not a curated record. Bases 439 to 1263 code for a protein of 274 amino acids. The transcript has a single exon.
CAGCGACCUGCACGAGAGAGUCGCUGUUACCGAGCCGUCGUCAGAUCAGAUCCGCCUUCAGUCCCGACGCAAGGCGGCUGGAUCUGCCGCUCUGUGCGCACCGCUGGAGGAAAACACGCAAUCUGUACUUAUUUUUGGAGGGAUUUUCUUUUAACAUUUUACCGGAACUUUACGCAGGAAAACCACCGGAUUACACCUGCGUGCGUGCUCUGGUGGCUGACUCUAAAACCACUUUGUAUUCUCACCUAGACCCCACUUGUUGAUGGGGCACCGAGGGGGUCUCCCUCAAUUAUUAUUCGUAAUCUGGAUCUAACUCUGUCCGACGGGGGAAGUUUUGAGCAGCGCGGUUUCCUGACAGAUGGCUGCGAUGGGAGGUGAUCGGUAACAGCCCUCGGCAUCGGAUUACACAGUCAGGCUGCUGCCAGGUAAAGCAGCAGGAUGGGAAACCAGAUGGACAGGCUGUCACAUCUAAGUUAUGCAGAAGUUCCGACGGUGGACCCGAACGGCGUGGAUACGGACGACGGUCCGCGGAUCGGAGUGUCUUACAUCUUCUCGGGCGACGACGACGAGCUGGAGGACGGAUGCGCGGUGGAUGGCGGAGAAAAACGCGCAAACGAGGAAGAGAAAAACUAUGAUCAGCGCGACGAGGUGGAGUGCGCUGUCUACAACAGAGAGGAGUGCAUCUACGAGAAGAGCGCGAAGUGCGCAAACCUGGAGGUCUACUCCCCGGAGAACCUGCUCAACAAGUGCAAGGCGGGGGACCUGGUGGAGUUCGUGGCCACGGGUCAGUACCCGCACUGGGCCGUGUAUGUCGGGGACUUCCAGGUGGUGCACCUGCACAGAGCCGAGGUUAAAAACAGCUUUCUGACCGACGCCAGCCAAGGGAGGAGGUGUCGGAUCGUAAACGACUGGUACAAACUGAAACCCCUGUGCGCAGAAGUGGUGGUGCAGAACGCGAUGGAGCAGGUGGGGCUGAAGGACCGGGAGUUGAGCUGGAGGAACUCGGAGAGCUUCGCCGGUUGGUGCAGGUUCGGCAAGAGGGAGUUCAAGAUGGGCGGGGAGAUCCGGAUCGGCAAGCAGCCCUACAGGCUGAAGGUGUUCGUGUCGGACAAACAAUCUCACGUGUUGGAGUUUCAGAGCUUGGAGGACGUGAUCAUGGAGAAGCGGAGGAACGACCAUCUGGGCAGGACAGCCGUGCUGCGGGAGCUGGCGGCGCAUUUCAGAGGCGUGGAGGAGAUGAAAAGUGAGAUGGGAGCGGAAUGAUGUCAGUUCCUCAACUGUUACACUGAUCUCCUCAAUCCGUAGCAAUCCUCAUUAAUUUUUCAGGCCUUUGCAAAAAACAUUCACACCCCUGAAGUUUUACACACUGUGUCACAUUGCAGCCAAAAACCUAAAUGCGUAUUGGGGAUUUCUGACCAACUCAAAGGAGCACAUAAUUGUGAAGUAGAAGGAAAAUUGUACAUAGUUUUAAAAAUUUAAACCAAAAAUAUCAGAAAUUAAAGACUUAUUCAUUUAGCCUCAUUAGGUUCCCUAUACAUAGCAUUCAAAAAUUACUCCAGAAAUUAAGUUUUUGACAUGGAUGUCUACUCCCCGGAGAACCUGCUCAACAAAGGUAUGUCCGGUUAGAGCGAAUCUAACCGGACAUACCUCUGAACACCAUACCCACUGUCAAACAUGGUAGUGGCAGCUUCAUGCUGUGGGCCUGUUUAGAUUUAGCAGGGAGAAGGAUUUAGUCAUGGUUAAUGAGGAGCUGAAUGCAGGACAUUCAAAGCCUGUUUUAGAAUGGUCCAGUCAAAGUCAAGACCUAAAGCUAACUAGAAUUAUGUGGCAAGACUUGAAAGUUGAUGCUCUUAGAUCUUCUCCAUCGAAUACGACUGAGGUUGAGCUAUUUGGCUAAAAUAAGAACAGUUAGCAGAGACAUAACCAAGAUUUUGCAGCAAAGCCUUUGUUCAUUGGGUUGAAUCACUUUCUGAAGAAAAAAAAAAGGGAAUACUACCAUUCACUUUCCACUUCACAGUUAUGGACUUCUUUGUGUUGGUCUGUUUUAAAAUAAUAACCAAGCAAAUUGAAGUCAGUGGUUGUAAAGUCUCUACAUUUCAAAACAUUUAAGGGGUAUACAUUUGUUUGCGAGGCCCUGUAAGAAUAACUUCAGCAUUUAAUUGACACAUGGACAUAUUUUUGGUCCGUGUUUUUUAAAAGUUUAUAAUUUAACUGCCUUAAAGCCUCAAUCAUCAUUUCACAACUCAACUUUGACAAAUGAAAAUGACUGAAUCAGCUGUUUAUUUUUGCUACAAAAUGCUCUCCGCUCAUAUAAUGUAGUUUUAUAAACGCAAAUUCAUCCCAAAGUGUCUGGAAGCAGGAUGAACACAUUCCUUCUAUUUAUAGAUUGUCCCAUUACUUGAUCCAGUUGAGAUUUAAUUUCAUGUCUCAGCUCUCUCAGACUGCUGUGGAUUUUAUUUUUCAGCCUUUUUGGGUGGGUCCAACCCAGCGGCACAUGUGGAGGAAAUGUUGUGGAGCAUUGUCUGUUAAACUGAUCAAAGUCUGUGUUAACUGUUCCCAAAGUUUGAGUAAAUCAUGAGUGACUGUCCCACCUGGAUGCGAUUGUUAUUGUUUCUGCUGUUAAAGUUGAUCAAUACGAAGAUAAAAUCAUUUAAUGCAGUCUUUAUGCUCGGCGACCACAUUAGAUUUAGCGAUAGAUUAAUUGCUUGGAUGUGCAGCGAACAAAUCUGAAGCAACUGUGUGAUGCUUUUAUGGCUAAUAUGAACCAAAAUGUAUCUGGUACCAUGAAAGUAGUUCUGAAGAGUACUAACGUCGACCCAAUAAAGAGGCCAGUAAUGAUAUAUUUUAAUUUAGAAUAUUCAGCACAAACUGUAAUAAUUAUUUGUCUAAAUCUUGUGACGCAGCAAAAAUUAACAAAUUUUAGGAGUGCACUGAUUGCAGUUUUUUGGCCGAUCACAGAUUGCCGAUCUUUAA